Lactuca virosa is the source of this 1132-nucleotide messenger RNA. Lineage: Eukaryota; Viridiplantae; Streptophyta; Magnoliopsida; Asterales; Asteraceae. The record is from the annotation of a GenBank genome assembly.
AUGACUUCGAUCGCAGGUUCAAUCCGUAAAGCGGGUCGAUCGUCGUCAUCAUACCUCUUCUGCAAUUACGAAGUUUGGGAAACAUUGUUUGAGGAAAGAGAAGACUUGGAGAGAAUGUCUGAUCAAAUAUCAAAAGGUCUAGAAUUUGAGAAGAAAGCUGAUAAAAAACUGAGUGGGUGGGGCCUCUUUGGAUCCAAGUACGAAGAUGCUGGUGAUUUAUUUGAAAAAGCCGCCAAUUGUUACAAGCUUGCUAAAUCUUGGGAUCAAGCCGGAGCUGUAUAUGUGAAGUUGGCUCAGUGUUAUUUAAAGAGUGAAAGCAAACACGAGGCUGCUAAUGCUUAUGCUGAUGCAGGUCAUGCAUACAAGAAAACAAACACCAAGGAGUGUGUAGCUUGCCUAGAGCAAGCAUUAAAUUUGUUCAUGGAAAUUGGGAGGCUCAGCAUGUCUGCAAGAUAUGCCAAGGAAAUUGCUGAGUCAUAUGAACAAGAGCAAAACUUGGAGCAAGCAAUCGCUUACUAUGAUAAAGCAGCUGAUCUUUUUCAAGGUGAAGAAGUAACAACUUCUGCUAACCAAUGCAAACAGAAAAUUGCUCAGUUUUCAGCUCAACUUGAACAAUAUCAGAAAGCUAUAGAGAUUUAUGAGGGUGAUGUCAUCGCCAUCACAAAUGCUUUGGAUCGUUAUCAGGAACUGGACCCCACUUUUUCAGCAACACGUGAAUACAGAUUACUCGCCGAUUUAGCCGCUGCGCUAGACGAGGAAGAUGUUGAAAAAUUUACUGAUGCUGUGAAGGAAUUCGACAGCAUGACAAAGCUGGAUGAGUGGAAGACGACGCUUCUAUUGAGAGUAAAGCUGUUGAUCAAGGCCAAGGAGGAUGAGGAAGACGAUCUUACUUGAGAGUUGGUUUUGUACGACAUAACAUAAUACGCAAGAUUUUUAUCGUAUUUGUGGUAUUGCUUGUUAUUAUCUUUGUGUUUUUAUUUAUGUGUGGAUUUUUUCAGAUAUUUGGGGUUUGUUUGGGAAAAUAUGUAAUUUCAUUAUUAGGACAUCUGCAUAGUAUUAAGAUUUUGGUUUAUGAAGAUGAUCGUGUGCUUUGAUCUUUAGAGUCCAGAGGUUCUAUCCUCCAACAGUGUGC